Centruroides sculpturatus (bark scorpion) is the source of this 4765-nucleotide messenger RNA. RefSeq lists its product as uncharacterized. The transcript is spliced from 20 exons. NCBI's taxonomy places the organism in Eukaryota, Metazoa, Arthropoda, Arachnida, Scorpiones, Buthidae. Bases 303 to 4289 code for a protein of 1328 amino acids. The record is from RefSeq and is a predicted model, not a curated record.
AUUCAAUUUUCAUUAAACGCUCGGUCAUUCGGCCGUCAAAUAUGCAUUACUGAUACAAAUUAAUAAUUUUAAAAAUUAUCGUAAAAUUCUACUUUAAAUUAAAUUAUUUUAAUUUUAUGUUUGAAUUAAAAUUUUAAGUAAUUCGUGUGGUUUUUUUUGUUUUGUUUUUGUACGUGUAGAAAGCACGUGUUAUCCAUGUGUACUGAAAUCGAUUCAUUAUUCGAGGUUGUUAUGUCAACAGUCGCUCCUGUAACUAUGUGACUUCAGCAUUUGCUUAAAAUGACAGUAUUUAUUGAUUUAACAUGGCUUCGAAUACCUUUUUAAGUUCUAAAGAAGGAGAAAAUGAUAAGAUUGAAAAAUGUUUAAAGGAAAUUGAAUCAUAUCUUAAAAAACUUGAAUGUAAACAAGAGAAGAAAACUGCAAAAAUAUCACCAAACAAUGUUUCAGGAAAGGUUCCAUUGCAUGAGUUGUUAGAAGAAAUGAGAAAUACAUUGCAAGAAUAUGGAUUGGAAGAACUAUUAAUACCACAUUUGGAAGAAUUAAAGAAACAAAAUGACCUACCACACUUAGUUUCCAUAGGAAAAAAGUAUGAUGAAUAUGAUUUACAAAAUGUCUCAGAAGAAAUGAAAACUAAUAUUUUAUGGGAAAUGAUUUCUUUUCACAUUAUGACAUAUAUAAAGAAGAAAUUGAAAAUUAUUCAUAAGAAUCAUUAUUUAUCACAAUACAAUACUUUUCAUAAGUAUCUUAUAUGUUAUUAUUUACGGAAUUUAUCAGAAUUAAUUAUGGUAACUCGAAUGUGGGAAUUGCAUCAAAAUAUUAGAAUAAAUAUACUUGAAGAACUGAAAUGCUUAUGUCCAUCAAAAACUAAAGAAGUCUGUUUACAGUGCUUAUUAAUUACUAGUACAGACUUUAUUUUAGAAGAUAAAGAAUUAAUUUGUAAUGGGUAUUUUCAACCACUUGUUGUUACAUGGACAGAAAUUACUAAGAUAUAUAUUCAAUUUAUUGCACAAAAAUACACAAAAUUAUUAGAAAACAUUAGUCAGAUGAGAAAAAUGAAUGAGAAUGAUUGGCUAUCAAGUUUUUCAAUGCAAUGUUUUUUGAAAAUGCAACCAUCAUGUCAAUUAAAGUAUGAAAAUAAAUUUUUAAUGAGUACAAAAAGGAUACAUCCAAUAGUUGUUAAAAAUAUAUCAAACAAAGNAUUUUCAGGUAUCCCAUUAAUGGUUCCAAAUGAUAGUCCAGAACAGUCACCCAUUCAUAUCCAGUUAUCUGAUAAUAAUGAAAGUUUACCUUUUAAUUGGAAUUGGAGGUAUAUAUUUCAGGAUUUUGGAUUUCUUACUUUUAUUCAAAGAUGUUUACAAGAUCAGAUGCAAAAUCAUAUUCAGUUUUGUUUGACAAAAGAAUGGAAAUUAAUUUCAUGGUAUAAAAGAUUACCUUCUGUUACUGUUGAAUCUGGAUUACAAAGAAAUAAGAAAAUUCUCAUAUUCAGUAUAGCUUGUGUUAUUGAAGAGUUAGACAAAUUUAGUCCUUUACUUUCUUCCUGUCAAGGUGUUUUUCUUCCUUUUCAUGCAACAUUUAAUCAUGUCCUUCAUACAUAUGUAAUAGAAUUAUUGUCUCAUGUUGAACGUAUUUCAUCUGCCAUUCCACAAAAAUUAUCUCUUGAGAACUUGUAUAUUCUUUUAGCAAGUACUGCAUUUCUUAAGGAAAGGCUUUUAUUAUACACUCAAGAAAUGAAUUAUAUAAAAGAAGAAAAUAAAAAUAAUACAUUGACAGUAACAUUACAAGAUAAAGUAAGUAAACUAGAAGAUUUAUUGCUACAAAAAGUGUUAAAUUAUCAAAUUAAGUUACUUGUAUCUGGCAUUUUACAAGAUGCUGAUAGUCACAACUGGAGUUUUCACAAACCAUUUUUUGAGGUAAAAUGUAAAUGCAAGUAUAUAUUUCAGGAUUUUGGAUUUCUUACUUUUAUUCAAAGAUGUUUACAAGAUCAGAUGCAAAAUCAUAUUCAGUUUUGUUUGACAAAAGAAUGGAAAUUAAUUUCAUGGUAUAAAAGAUUACCUUCUGUUACUGUUGAAUCUGGAUUACAAAGAAAUAAGAAAAUUCUCAUAUUCAGUAUAGCUUGUGUUAUUGAAGAGUUAGACAAAUUUAGUCCUUUACUUUCUUCCUGUCAAGGUGUUUUUCUUCCUUUUCAUGCAACAUUUAAUCAUGUCCUUCAUACAUAUGUAAUAGAAUUAUUGUCUCAUGUUGAACGUAUUUCAUCUGCCAUUCCACAAAAAUUAUCUCUUGAGAACUUAAAUAAUACAUUGACAGUAACAUUACAAGAUAAAGUAAGUAAACUAGAAGAUUUAUUGCUACAAAAAGUGUUAAAUUAUCAAAUUAAGUUACUUGUAUCUGGCAUUUUACAAGAUGCUGAUAGUCACAACUGGAGUUUUCACAAACCAUUUUUUGAGGUAACUAUCAUUGAUAGCAUACACAAUUACUGCUAUAUGCUAUUAACUAUUAUGACAAUUGUAACAUCCCCUUUACCAACAUUAUAUAAGAUCAUUAAAAAAGGAAUACCAUCAUCUUAUAAGCAAAUGAAUUAUCUACCCUGGUUAUCAUGUAUUCAACCAGCAGUGUAUGCUUACAUUGGUCAAGGAAAAUUAAUAUCCAGUUCUUCGGUUUGGUUAAAUGUUAAACUGUCUAUAUCACAAAUGGAACUUGAACCAUAUCUUGUUAUAAAGGCUUUCCUGAAUCAUGAAUGUACACUUGCAAUAUUAUUUAUGACUCAAGCUAAUGAAGAAACUGUCAGUUAUGAAGGAGAUGGUUUAUCAUCACCAUUGAAAAAUAGCAGUGAUUCAAAGCUUAGACUUUCAAGAGCUCUUUUUUCAAUAUUACAGUUUUGUUAUCAUCAGCCUGAUAGUUUGGCAAAUGUUCUUCUACCUGUAAUUCAAAGAUCAAAUGGAUGGAAAGAAUUUGAUAAAUCAACUAUUUCUUCACCAAAUUAUCAGCGUCCUUGGUGGUAUCAGGGAUUAAUUGAACUAUUUUAUCCAAUUGUAAAAAGUACUUUAAUUUCUUCUUUACCAAUGAUAAUUGAAAACUUAACAGUUGAUGAAAAUAAAGUGGAAAUAGAAUGUGCAUUGCACAUUUUGUUGUCUUUCAAGGAACAGCUUAUCAGUCUACCAUUAACAGUGAUAAAAUGUAUUUCUACUUUGGAAAUGCAAUUUCUGCAAUCAAAACAAAGUUUUAUGCCCGUUUACAAUUCAUUAUUAAUUCAGCUAUUUCUCUCUGCAUUGAAUAUUGUUCUGACAGAAUUAAAAUAUUUAGAAGAAUUAAUUGAAGCAUAUAAUUUAGAUUUAUGCCAUGAUAUAAUAGAUAAAACAUUCAACACGUUGCUCGAUUUAUUAAGUGAUAAUCGUUCAAACGUUCAUAUUGAUAAGCAAUAUACAUAUUUUAUUACUGAUUUUAGAGAUCAUAUAAAUGUAUUUUUUGAAAGAAACAGUGAAAAAAAUAAUCUAGCAAUUAAUAACAGUAUUCAAGAGUUUGAAGAUGAUUGCUUAGAAAUCUGUGUUACUGAAUAUCUCCAAUCAAAAAAUGCUAAAGAACAUAUACAUUAUUUAUAUAAUUUACUGAAGACAAAUUUAUUAUGGAUUCAAACAAGUUUGGGAAUACCUGAUAUAACAAAUACAGAUUCAGUUUUGAAUUCAAUUAGUCCUUCACCAUAUCAGCAAGAAGAAUGCAAAAACAUGAAAGUUUCUAAAAAGUUGAACAAAAAUUUCAAAUCUGCACAGAGUAUAGAAGAAUUAAUUUCAGAUAAAUGUCCAUCCACAGCAUCACAGCUACCAGGAGCAGUUAUUGAAGAUUGCUUGAAUAAUGUGCAACAUGUAUUAUAUACUUGUGUGGAUACAAAAAAUUACGAACUGUAUGAAAAACAUAUUAUUGAUCAUUUGAAGGAAUUAUCAUCCAGUAAAGUUGUGGAUAAGAAAAUCAGGAUAAAAUUAGAUUCAAAUUUUGUAUCAUCAAAUAGUCCAUUUAACCCAUUUUUAUAUUUUAAUAGUAUUGGAAACAGUACUAAUAUAUUAAAUCAGGAAACUUAUAAUGAAUUUACACUUUCUUGGGAAUUAUUAUUAGAUCACAUUCCUAUGUCAGAUUUAUCAGAAGAAGGAUUAAAAACAUUGCUAAUGCACAGAUGGGAAUUUAUUGGAAAAGAUCCAUUACCUUCAGGUCAAGAGAAAUAUGUACAUUUAUUGAAAUUGCAAUAUGGAUUGGAAGAUGAAGAUGGAGAUGAUAAUCAAGAAGGAGAAAGUAGUCAUUAAUGUGUUUUAUUAAGCUGUUCUAAUACCAAAGACAUCUAGUUUCUCAAGUUUAAUAUUUUUAUUAUCGGAAUAUCUUUAAUUUUGACAAGAGAAUUUCAUCAUAUGGUAUGUUUGCCAUAAACUUUGGUACAGUACAUGCAGAUCGUUCGAAAUGUGACGGUCGUCGUAAAUUAAAUUAUCGAAAGGAUCGUGUUUCUGUUUCUUUUAGAUGUCAUAAAUGCAAGACGAACAAUUCUUCUUCUUCUUCUUCUUCUAUGUUUAUAUGGAGAAAGAUGAACAGUUCGUAAAUUGAAGGACUUUUUAAACGUAAAUUUAGGAACUAUUUUUUCGUUUAAUUUGCAUUUAAUUUGCAUAGAAUGGAAGUUGAGCGUCAUCUGUUUUGGCUGUGGGUGUGAGUAGUCGAAUAGCUGUUGACUGGACGAAUUUCAUACGACACAUUAUGAUUGUUUCGUAGUCUAAUUUAACCGGAAUGAAAA